Messenger RNA from Trichomonas vaginalis G3, 2452 nucleotides. Its product is annotated as dynein light chain binding. Gene Ontology annotation, biological process: microtubule-based movement. The annotation marks the transcript as partial. Lineage: Eukaryota; Parabasalia; Trichomonadida; Trichomonadidae. Gene Ontology annotation, cellular component: axoneme; dynein complex. The transcript has a single exon. Gene Ontology annotation, molecular function: dynein intermediate chain binding; dynein light intermediate chain binding; minus-end-directed microtubule motor activity. The record is from RefSeq and is a predicted model, not a curated record.
AUGGGUGCAAUCUUGGAUCUUUUAGCAGACAUUAUUGAUCCUGAACGUAUUAACGUCAAAAUUAAUGAAAUAGAUAAGAGCCAAAAAGUAUUUCCAGAUUUAGGUUAUUUAACUGAAGUUGCUCGCAAAAUGAAGAUCAUCAAAGCAGAGAGGAGCGAAGAAGUACAGCAAGAAACCUUUGAUUUCUGCGAAUUUAUCAGAAUUGCAGAUUAUUUUAUUCUUGAAAACCUCCAUAAGCUUUGUUUGAACUGUUGGAAGCAAGCAGAAACAUAUGUACUGCAAUCUUUAUCAUCUAUUUUCCAAGUAGAAGUCUCAUAUGAUGCUAAUGGAAAAGUAAUUUUCACUCCUUCAUUAAAUGAAUUACUUGGAGUUAUCAGACAAGCGUUAGACCAAUCAAUAUUAAUUUUAGAUGGUCUUCCUCGUAUCAUUGGCUCAAGUAAGUUUAGACCUCACUUAAUGAAGAAAUAUGGAAAUUUGCAAGCAUAUUUUGACAAAUGCCCAACAUUUAAGCAAUACACAGAUUGCAACAAACAGUUCUCAAUCAUCAAAAACAGCAUUCUGAAUUCAGUUAAAGAAUCAUAUAUUUCAUCUAACGAACACAGCCGUGGAUUCGAAAAUUUCUACGAUAUAUUUGUUCGUGGAAAAGAAUGGUCUCCGAAAUCUUACAUUAAAUUGCGUGGCGGAGACAAUGUAGUUUUUGAUUUGAUGAAAUUUGCCAGCGAUUAUGAUAGAAAGGCAGCCCAAAUAAAUUAUAAUCCAUCGGAAGAAUUAAUCGUUGAUUUCCGAGUUAUCAGAGAUGAUAUUGAAAAAUUCCGUCAAGAAGAUGUAAGAAUUAAUGAAUUUACAACAUGCACAGUUCAAGGAUCCAUUUAUAUUAACUCAAAAAAUCUCAGGCAAUGCUUAACUCCAAUUCCUGCUCGUUCUAUGCAACAAAUAAAAGAAUGUCUCAAAGAAUUGUUCACAAACAAGAUCGAACAUAUGGGCGCAAUCUUCAGAUUUUGCUCAAAGAGGCUUAAAAAGGAACCAGAAUCGUUAAUUCAAUAUGUUGAUAAUUGCGAAUUCAACGAACUUAUGGAGAAACUCAGUAAAUAUCUUCAUAUCGAGACCACUUUUGUUGAAGAGUUAAGCCACUUGUUAGAUACUCUCGAAUUCCAUGGAACAAGAGGAGCUCACGGAAGAUCUCCUUUAGGAGCAUUGUUAAAACAGUUCGUGUACGACCAAACCAACGCAAAUUCAGUUGCUGACCAAAUGAGGAACACAUAUACCCUUCAGCUUUCCAAUAAAAUCAAAACUGCUCAAGCGAAGAUUUUGGAUUUCGACGAAAGACUUCAUAAAAGUCCACCAGAAAUCAAAUAUGUCAUGCUUCCUGAUGAUGCAAACCAUGCCCAAGAAUUAUUGAACGAAAUAAACUCUUUGGAAACCGAAAUUGCUUUAUUAAACCGUUCACAGAACAUCAUGAAGGCAUUUUUAGCCGAUCUAUCCGAUUUCUACAAAGUCAGAGAUGAAAUAAAGCAGUUGCUCGUUGCUUACGAAGCAGUUUCCAAAUGGCAUGAGAUUGAUAACAUCAUAACAACAGUUCCUUUCAAUUCCAUCAAUAUAAUGGAGUUCAACAAGAAAGUUACUGAUCUAAAUGACAUCAUAAUGAACCUCAAAACCUCUCUUCCUUUGCCAUUAGUUGAUGAUUUAACAGUAAAAAUCGAUUCCAUCGUUCCAUACUUAGAAGUUCUUGAGACAUUGGCCAAUAGUAAGAUGAACUACAAUCAUUGGAACAUUUUGUUCGAACAAUGUGGUCAUCCCAAAGGAUAUUUCCAGCAAAUUAAAAUUGAUGAGCUCAUGCAUCAAGGAAUUCUCUCUCAAACAGCCAAAAUUGAAGAGAUCACAGCCACAGCGCAAGGAGAGAACCAACUUGAACAAGAAUACAAAGUAUUAUUACAGCAUUGGAAAGAAGUUAAAAUGCCAAUUGACGAAACACAGACAAAAACAGAUGAUAACCUCAUGAUUGGCGAUAUUAAAGAUAUACUUAAGGAAAUAGAAGGUGGAAAGAAUACAGUGCAAACAAUGCUUUCAGGACAAUACGUACAAGGCCUCAAACAAAAUGUUUUGGCACUUGGAGCAACAUUAGAUACUUUUUCGAAUGUUUUAAUUGCAUGGAAAGCUUUCCAAGAAAACUGGAUUGUUUUAAAUGUCUUCUUUUCAAAGAAGGAUACAGCCCAAGCUUUACAAUCUUUGUCUUCACAGUUCAUUGGAGUAAGAAGAAGAUGGAUGUCAUUAGUUCGUCAUGCAGCUGAUAAUUUAACAUUAUUCCAUAUUUGCGAAUUCCCUUCGAUUUUGGAAAUGCUUAGAGAAAACAAUGAAUUCCUUAUCAAUAUAAUGAAAGGUGUUUUGAAGUUCAUUGAUCAUAAGAGAUACAUCUUUCCAAGAUUGUUCUUCUUGAGUAAUCACGAAGUCAUGA